This is a messenger RNA of Acanthopagrus latus (yellowfin seabream), 4141 nucleotides long. RefSeq names its product FANCD2 and FANCI associated nuclease 1 (gene fan1). Gene Ontology annotation, cellular component: nucleus. Gene Ontology annotation, biological process: interstrand cross-link repair. The transcript is spliced from 14 exons. The record is from RefSeq and is a predicted model, not a curated record. Gene Ontology annotation, molecular function: 5'-3' exonuclease activity; 5'-flap endonuclease activity; flap-structured DNA binding. NCBI's taxonomy places the organism in Eukaryota, Metazoa, Chordata, Actinopteri, Spariformes, Sparidae. Bases 193 to 3213 code for a protein of 1006 amino acids.
GUUGGGAUCGAUUACUACACCCUCAAAGGCAUUCUGCGCUCCUCUGGUUAUGCCUGAGAAGCGGGAUUGUUGUUGUGGUGCUGCUCCUCUGAUUUGUACCAAACGACAGUGCUACCGUUCUCCUCAGAGUAUGCUAAGAAGAAAAGUGUCGAGAAAAGGUAUUCGGCGAGCAACAACAGUUCUGCUUGUGUCAUGGCCGAGAGAGACAACAAAAACAAACUCAAGCGAAGUUUGUCUCUGUCCAAGAACAAGAAAAAAGGGAAUGUCCAAGCUGGGACUCCUGCCAGUGCUGCUGCCACCACAACUCCAAUCACCUCGUUCUUCAGCAGUCAGCCUCCACCCAAACUAGCAUGCCCCCUGUGUGGCCAGUUGGUACCAAGAUUCAAGAUCAAUGAGCACAUUGAUCUGCAAUGUCAGAACUUUGAGAGAGGAGACAGCAGUGCCGCCUCAGCAAGUAAUAGUGUUGUGCCAAGCAUCCAGCUGUCACCCAGCAGGAAUCUUCCAAAGUCCCCAGAGCUGGAUCGAAAUAAGGAGGAAGAAGUUAAAGAGACCCAGACCAGCCCUUAUUUCAAAAAGAACAACCACCAGCAGGCACCACGGGAGAUAAAAAGUAAAACUGUUGUCAGGACGAUUGACCUGGGAAGUCUCUCUUCCAAGUUAUCUAGGAAAUAUCAGAAGACACCAGAGAGGAAACAGACUGACGAUAAAAAUGCACCGAAGUAUCCUGAAAAAGAGAUACAUUCUGAGAACCUCAGCAGCUCACAGAAAGAAAAUCUUCUGAUCCCGAGUUUAGAAGACCAGAAAGAUUCUGUCGUUGACCUUACAGCAACUUGUACAGACACUCCAACAGCUGUGGAAGAUCUGUCGCAUUCAGAAAAAAGGCAUAAUCUUGAGCACAGUGCACCUAAAUCAGCCACUUUUCAAAAGCAGAUUACACCGAAGCUGCAGUCUUCCUCCACCAAGUUAGCAAAAAGAAAAAAAGUACAGACAUCCACUGGCAGAGUGUCUGAUUCCAAAAAGAAAGCAAAAUAUGAGGGGAGCAGCAGAGAGCCAGAGGAGGUGAUGUCUACAGAAAGUAUAGCAAAGACGACUGGUGUGGACCAGCUUAAAACUAAGGUACCUUUUACUACCACUACCUGUGACCCCCCUCAGAGCUCAGUGGGGAAAAGUGCUGCAGCGAUCAGUAGUGACUUAGUGCCAAAGUCUGGUGCUGAGAGCUCAACUACUGACCAGGCUGCCGACAACUCUCAUACCUCACGGCUUCCCUACUAUCUCCGUAACUUCCGGACCGUGCUACAGGCUGUCCUGGAGAAUGAGGACGACAGGGUGUUGUUCGACCAGCAUGACAUGUCAUUUGUACAUGCGUUUGAGAAGCUCACAGUCAUGGGGCAGAAGCUGUAUGUGAGACUUUUCCAGAGGAAACUGAAGUGGCUCCAAGUAAAUAAACUGGAUUAUGAAGAGAUAUGCAGCGAUCUGGGACCUGUGGCUCAGGAGCUGGUUCAGGGUGGUUUCCUAGAAUCAGAGAGCGACCUUCAGGAGUUAGGGGAAGCCCUGGAUCUCCUGCCUGCUCCUGAGCUCAAAGCUCUUGCUAAGACUUUCCAUCUGGGCAAUGCUGGGACUCAGAAACAGCAGCUAAUGGACGGACUUCUACGUCUGAGCAGGCAAAAGUCCUUCUUCUCUGUUUCUCCUGCUCAAAACAACAUCGGGGCUGUCAUCCUCAAAAGGGCAAAGCAGCUCGCUGGCUCCUGUGUGCGCCUGUGUCGAGGUCCUCGUGCUGUCUUCUCUCGCAUCCUGCUACUCUUCUCUCUGACGGACACCAUGGACGAGGAAGAGAUGGCAGCUGGUGGGCAGAACCAGCUCUUCACCAUCCUGCUGGUCAACUCAGGACGUCUGGCCUUCCCAGAUUACACAGUGCAGCGUACAGUGAAGGUGUUCCAGGACAGAGAGGAUCUCAUCAGAUAUGAAGCAUCCAUGCGAGCCCUGCUCGAGGUAACCUCAGCUAUGCAGGGAGGUCAGUGGGAAGAGGCCAUGGAGCUUUACACUGCUGCCAAAAGUGCCUGGCAGGAGCUGAGAAAAAACCAUGACCUCAGUCACCAGGAGGAGCUGCCUGUGUUUCUGCGCAGCUUCACUACAGGAUGGGCUUACACUCGUAUCUUAUCCAGAGGGGUGGAGAUUUUGCAGAGGCUACGUCGCUAUGAGGAAGCAACAGAGGAGCUCCGGUCCUUAUUGUCGCAGUCCGUUUAUUGUCUUGACAGCCGAGGCCGGUGGUGGGAUCGACUGGCGCUAAACCUCCACCAGCACCUUAAAAAACCUGAGCAAGCAAUCUGUGUGAUCAGAGAUGGGCUUUUAGACCCCCUGGUGCGAACUGGACAUAAACUGUCACUCCAUCAGAGAGCUUUGAGGAUGAAAGAGUCUGCCAGCUGCAAGAAAUAUCGCCUGCAACUAAGAGAACUGCCCACAAUACAAGUCCAAGAUGUCAUACAUGUGACAAUCAGAGGACAACUGUUCCCUCAUGAAGGAGGUAUGGGGAAAUCUAGGUUUCUUAUACCUGCAAAUGGAGAAGGGGAAGAGAGUGGUGAUGCCACUGCAAUAGGCUCAGUUGAAGACCUGUGCUUAGCACAUUACCACCAACAAGGCUUUGACCAAGGGAUCCAUGGGGAGGGCUCCACGUUCUCAACAUUAUUUGCUCUUCUGCUGUGGGACAUCAUUUUUAUGGAGGGUAUUCCAGAUGUUUUCAGAAAUCCAUACCAGACAUGUCCACUGGAUCUUUACACUGAUUGUUUCUACGAGAACAGAAAAGAGGCGAUCGAGUGUCGCGUGCAGUUACUCAGUGAGGCAUCUGUAGAGACGUUACAUGGCAUGUUGGAAGAUGUCUGGACCUCCCAGGAGGGUAAAGUGUGUUCGUUGGUCAGCUGGGAGCGUUUCUCAUCCCUUCAGCAGGCAAAGUCUCUGGUAUCAUGCAUGGGUGGAGCCUUCUUGGGCGGUGUGAUCUCACGAAUGUCAAAAGACUACAGACAUUGUCGUGCAGGACUUCCUGAUCUAGUUGUGUGGAACACAUUGAACAACAGUUACAAGGUGGUGGAGGUGAAGGGGCCCAGUGACCGGCUGUCCCAGAAGCAACAAAUCUGGCUGGAUGAGCUUCAGAAACUGGGGGCUGAUGUGGAGGUGUGUCACGUGGUGGCUACUGGAGCCAGAGGAGCUCGUCUGGAAUAAACAGACACGGAACAACUGACUGACAAGACUUUGCUGCUAGAACAGAUGUGAAUAUUUCUAUCUCAAACACUAAGAUUUAAGCCAUUAUGAGUAUAUAGGGAAUGUUCUGUCAAGCAGUGUGCCUUGCGACACGUGACAUUAUCAUUCUGCAAACUGCUGCCUUCAACAGAACGAGGUGCAUCAUGAGAUGAAGAUCAUCAUUACGAAGUGCCAGGAUCAGAAAUAGCUUGCUUUGGAAAAUCAGAGCUGAUGCAUGACAGGAUCCAACCACAACGUGAAACUCAUGGUGUCUCCUUUUCUUUGGCAACACUAUAUUCUCACGAUCUUGGGUUGCCAAGCAACGAAAAAUCACCUUUAGUUAGCUGUUUAUGAUAUGUAUGACAGCUCCAUGAGUUUGUUAUACAAGUAUUAACUGUGAUAAUAUGUCUUUAAACUGUAAUUUCAGUCUAAAUAUCCAGUUUUUGCCACCACUCUGCCAGAAAAAUCAUCCCUUGGAUGCUGAGAAAGAAUAAAGUAAGGCGGCUGCAUUUAAUGAUUAUUUUCAUUAUUUAUAAAUGAUCGAUUAAAUGCCAGAAAAUAGCAACCAAAAAAAAAAAAACCUAUCUCAGUUCACUAGAGCCCACAAUGUCAUAACAUCAUGAUACCAUUACUUGCUGAGUCCAAAACCCAAAUUAUGUAGCUCACAGCAACAACAAACAUCACAUACUGAGAAGCUGGGACUUGUGAAUGUUUUAGCAUUUUUGUUUAAAGAUGACUCAAAUUAUUCAUUAAUCAUCAGACCGGUUACCCACUAAUUUGUGUUGAUCCAUUAAUCAACAGAAGGUGUCAAAACAAACCUGUCAGUGAGCCCUUUCAACAUGUACAAUGUAGGAGCUGUUUUGAUGCAAUGUUGCGGACACUGAAUUAUUAAAAGACUUCUUUGACAUUA